AUGGGGUUAUUAGUGAGUAGAUUAUUUAACCGAUUAUUUCAAAAGAAAGACGUUAGAAUUUUAAUGGUGGGUCUAGAUGCCGCUGGGAAAACAACAAUAUUAUACAAAGUCAAAUUAGGAGAAGUUGUUACAACCAUUCCUACUAUAGGUUUCAAUGUUGAAACAGUUGAAUUCAGAAAUAUUUCCUUUACUGUAUGGGAUGUUGGAGGACAAGAUAAGAUCCGACCAUUAUGGAGACACUACUACUCUAACACCGAUGGAUUAAUAUUUGUUGUCGAUAGUAACGAUAGAGAAAGAAUUGAUGAUGCACGCGAAGAGCUGCAUAGAAUGAUAAACGAAGAAGAAUUAAAGGAUGCAAUAAUUUUAGUAUUUGCAAACAAGCAAGAUUUACCCAAUGCUAUGUCUGCAGCUGAAGUUACUGAAAAGUUGCACCUUAACACGAUAAGGGAACGAAAUUGGUUCAUUCAAUCGACCUGCGCCACAAGAGGAGAUGGGCUAUAUGAAGGGUUCGAUUGGCUAACUACCCAUUUAAAUAACGCCAAAUAA
Molecule: messenger RNA, 546 nt
Organism: Plasmodium vinckei vinckei
Lineage: Eukaryota; Apicomplexa; Aconoidasida; Haemosporida; Plasmodiidae
Product: ADP-ribosylation factor, putative
Exons: 5
Coding region: 1-546 (181 amino acids)
Biological process (GO): vesicle-mediated transport; intracellular protein transport
Cellular component (GO): cytoplasm
Molecular function (GO): GTPase activity; GTP binding
Source: RefSeq, a predicted model, not a curated record